This is a messenger RNA of Gloeophyllum trabeum ATCC 11539, 366 nucleotides long. RefSeq lists its product as uncharacterized. The record is from RefSeq and is a predicted model, not a curated record. The transcript is spliced from 2 exons. NCBI's taxonomy places the organism in Eukaryota, Fungi, Basidiomycota, Agaricomycetes, Gloeophyllales, Gloeophyllaceae. Bases 1 to 366 code for a protein of 121 amino acids.
AUGUCAUGCAUCCCCACACCAUCACAUGCCCACCACCAUGCUUCCAGGUCUUCUGGGUAUACCGCUGCUGGAUUGCAUCUCCUGGCCUCCUCCAACAAUAAUCCCGCCCAUCCGAAACCCCCACACUCCAACCUGCAACACAACGCGCCCAAGCCCACCUGGCAGCCCGAUGCUUGGCAGGAAGGGGACCUUCCUACGAACCCUAGCAUGAAGUCCUUCCUUGUGCAAGGCACGGCGAACAGUCCGGGCAGUGACAUGUUCAAAGUAGUUGUCCCGCAGGUCGACGGCAUUACGGCACCGGCCUCUGUCAAGCAACUGGGCAGCAAAUUUGCGGUCCUGGGGUGUGAGCUUCCUUGGACGGCCUGA